AUCAAUAUCAAAUACCAAAUUGCACACAUAUACAUAUAUACAUGUACAUAUAUAUAUAUAUAUAUAUAUAUAUAUAUAUAUAUUAAACAGACAUAUACAUAUGUACAUUUAUCAACAAUUAAUAUUUACUAAAUAUUUAACUACGAAGAUAAAACUUGGAAUGCAUACAAACGUUGAGAAAAAAAGAAUUAAUUGUUGUAGAAAAAUGAUAAUCACAAAUAAAUAGAUAAAACGGAAGAUAAAAAGUAAAUGUUACAACUGCUAAAAAAUCUAGUUAAUCUCAAAUGUAAACAUGCAAUUUCUAAGAAAAUCUUAUCUUCAUGUUUUUCCCAGAAAUUUUCUCGGAAAUUUACUUCCGUGUAUAUCUUGCAUCAUCCCGAAUGCAUAAUCCCGAGACUGGCAUCAAUGGCGCACUUGCACAAUGAGUGUAGUAAUCAUCUGACCUUUGGAAAUGAUAAUAAGACCCUGAGUUUCACUAUUAGCGUUAAUAUCGCUAAUUAUGUCAACCAACACAGCAAUUUAGACAUAUUAAGAUAUGCCACCUUAAGAAAUCUUCAAAUUGAGGGUUCUCCCCCUAGGUUUUCAUUUUAUUUCCGUAUAUAAAAGUAGACAAACGUAUUUUGCACGCGAUUUGCAAAAAUCUAAUCCAGUUGCGGAUCCAAGACUCAUAUCGAGGAGAAAAAAAGUUCCAACAAAUUAACAAAAAAACAGAAAUAACGACUAAUUGUAAAGAUGAAAGGUGUUGGUGUGAGCUUUUUCAUCUCAUUAGUGCUAAUGACAAAUUUGCAGAAUACAGAGAGUGACAUUUUCGUUUGCAUAGAAAAGAAUGUCCUUAGAAGAUAUUAGAAUAGCUCUGCUGCCGGUGAAAGAGGUCUGCAUCGAAAGGGUUAGCGUCAAUCCAAAGAUGAUUGAUGAUGCGAACAACGGUAACUUUGUACCCGACCGAAAACUGCAAUGUUAUUACAAGUGCUUACUAUUGAUGACAAAAGUCAUGAAAAAUGAUCAAAUAAUAGAGAAGGCACUCGUCAAUAUAGCGCAGCUCAUGUUAAACGAAGAUCUUGUAAAUCCUGUUAUGAAAGGAAUCGAACAUUGUCAGCCAACCAUAUCGAAGAAGAUAGAAGGAUGUGAAUUAGCAUACGAAUUGAUUAAAUGCAUUUACGAAUAUGAUUCAACGCUCGUUUUUUUCCCGUGAUGAUAUCUUCCUCGAUUCUUCAGCGUACUUGGAUAACUCUGAAAACAAUUUUGGCUCAACCAGUCGAAAUAAGAGGAGGACUCCAUUACAGCAGAAUAUGCAUUCCAAAAUUGACAGAAAUGAUUUCAAAUGUAUCAAAUGUAUAUUAAUUAAAUAAAUAUUGCGUCAUAAUA
Messenger RNA from Cataglyphis hispanica, 1365 nucleotides. RefSeq lists its product as uncharacterized. The record is from RefSeq and is a predicted model, not a curated record. NCBI's taxonomy places the organism in Eukaryota, Metazoa, Arthropoda, Insecta, Hymenoptera, Formicidae. Gene Ontology annotation, molecular function: odorant binding. The transcript has 6 exons. The coding region runs from base 827 to 1192 and encodes 121 amino acids.